UAUUAGAUCAUCAGUCAUUUCGUUUCAAUGAUUACGAUAUUUUAAAAAUUAGUAUUUGGAAAUGGCUUCUUUGAGGAGCCCGUCGUCGCCGAACGAUGGCUACAAAAGGUUUAGUGAUGAUCUCGCAAACGCCAGCAUCAAUAAUUACGGCUCAAACGUUACAAACAACCGUACGAGCGAUGGCGGCGGCGACGGCCUGGACCUGGGCAGCCGCUCGUCGCUGCACACCGGCCUGCAGAUGUCGGAGGACGAGCACUGGGAGAUGAACUACCACGAGGCCGCCAUAUACCUGGAGGAGGGUCUAAACAACGAAAAGUUCGACUCUCACCCGUCCAGCCCGGAGGAGUUACCAGCAUACCUGCGCGUCCACAACCCCUGGUACCACGGCCUGGACCUGCUGGCCUCGCUCGUGCUCAUCCUGCUCGCGUUCACUGAGGACCCCGCGGUGCCGGCGUUUGAGCUUCCGGUGUGGGCGCACGGCACGAUCGAGCUGCUGGCGCUGUCCGUGAUCGCGGUGGAGCUCCACCUCAAGCUCAAGUGGAUCGGCUGGGGGACCAUAUUCAAGCAUAAGAGGACUAUGCUCAAGGGCAUAACCCUCCUCAUCAUGGUGCUGGAGGCGGUGGUGGUGGUUUGUCGUCAGUCGUCGCACGUGCGAGUGACGCGGGCGCUCCGCCCCAUCUUCCUGGUGGAUACGCGCCACUGCGGCGGCGUCCGGCGCUUCAUACGACAGAUACUGCAGAGCCUGCCGCCUAUAUUGGACAUGCUGGGUCUACUAAUGUUCUUCGUGGCGACGUACUCGCUGCUGGGCUACUACCUGUUCUCGGAGCACAUCGACAACGGCCACUUCAGGACGAUCAGCGACUCCUUCGUCAGCAUGUUCGUGCUGCUCACCACUGCCAAUUUCCCAGACGUGAUGAUGCCGUCGUACGCCAAGUCCAAGUGGUACGCCGUGUUCUUCAUACUGUACAUCAUCACCGUACUGUACGUGCUCAUGAACUUGAUGUUGGCGGUGGUGUACGAGGCGUUCACCCGCAUCGAGCGCGAGAAGUGUCGCGCGCUGCUGCUGCACCGGCGCGGCGCCGCCAAGCGCGCCUUCCGCCUGCUGGUGUCGCGUCGCGCGCCGCGUGCCGUCCGCCUGCGACACUUCGCGGGCUUGAUGCGGCAUUACGCGCCGCAUUAUAGCGGUCUGGACGUAUACCUGAUGUUCAAGCAACUGAACGCAUCUAACUCGGGCGGGUUAUCUCGUACGGAGUUCGCGGCGGUGUACGAGGCGUUGGCGCUGCGGUGGGCGCCGCAAGCAGCAAGAGCUCCGUGGUACGGCGCCGGCCCGUUGGAACCUAUCGGCCGCGCCGCCGCUGCAGCGUUACGCUGGCCGUACUUUGAGUAUCUAGUGUUUGCGCUGAUCGUCGGCAACGGCGUGUCAAUGAUACUGCGCGUGUGCGAGGCGGCCGGGAACCUGCAGGACAGCGCGCGCCUACUCUGUGCUUCCUGGGACACGUGGCUCUUCCUUGUUUUAUUCCUGAUUGAAGCAGCGCUUCGGAUAACAGCGCUCGGGUUGAGCGCGUACCUCGAGAGCGGGUGGAACGUGUUCGACCUGAGCGCGACACUGCUGGCGCUGAUGGGCGCGGUGCUUCUCACCAUCGCACCGCACAUGUUCAUCGUGGUCAUAUUCCGGCCGCUGAGGCUGAUGCGGCUGUACAAGCUGAAGAAGCGGUACCGCGACGUGUUCGGCACGCUGGUGCUGCUGUCGCCGCUGAUGUCGAGCGCGGGCUGCGUGAUGCUGGUGGUCUACUACUUCUUCGCCAUCGUCGGCAUGGAGCUCUUCUCUGGAUACGACCUGAGGAACUGCUGUGUUAACACAACAGUGGAAGACUUCUACAAGUGGAGCGCGAACGCGUCGACGCCGCUCGGCUACUACUACCUCAACAACUUCGAGAACAUCCUCACGAGCGGCGUCACGCUGUUCGAGCUCACCGUCGUCAACAACUGGUUCAUACUCAUGAACGCGUACGCCGCGGUCGCGGGGCAGUUCACGAGGAUGUAUUUUAUGGUGUUCUACCUGUUCACGAUGGUGGUGCUGACGAUCGUGGUGGCGAGCGUGCUGGAGGCCUUCCGGUUCCGUAUACAGUACAAACGGAGCACCACUAAGCGGGACGAGGAGAAGCUGCUACACGAGGAGGUGCACACGAGCUGGGAGGAAGUCCAGCGGCUCGGCGCUAGCGGGGACCUGGCUGAUGAGCUGCGGACAUACCUACCGCCAGGAAUGCAAGUGACAUUCAUCGGCACGCGUCCGCGCACGAAGGAGGUGCUGCAGCGGCGCAUGUACAACGCCGACAUACAGAAGUGGCUCGCUGAGGACGAGGAGAACGAAGACUUGACCCCAUCGACGACGGUGACGUCUAGCGAGGACCCGCUCAGCCCGCCGCUCAUCCAGCAGCCCGACGCCGACAACAACCAUCAGGUGCGCGCCGGCUACCAGUUGUAGAACAUGCUGUUGCUCGUCCUCAGGGAGCGGCUCGUCUUCCUCUGGGACGCCCUAAAGACAUUAUGAGUCGACCGCCUUUGACUCUGCUGGUGUGACACAAAAAGUGCGCUUUUGUCUAUGGUCGGUUUUGGCGCGCGCGCACUCCGAGCCGCCAUUGAUGUGUUGACGGGUGUGUUCCACAAAAGUUUCUUGGUUCACGAAUGAUGGGAAAAUUGUUAUGCAUUAUGUCAGAAACUAACCUAUAUUUAUAAUAUGUGAGGACUGAGAAUUUUUUUGUGUUGACGUAAAGUUCUUUUUAUUGACCACACAUAUAAACAGUAUUUAUUCUGCCAAAAGUUGAUCAAAAUGAUGAUAUCCAAUAGUAUACCAUAAUCAAAAUGUAGAUGAUUUGACUCACGUUUGCUGAUUAGAGCUUUAUUCUAUGAAAUUAGUAGUGUAGACUUAAUACAUUCGCCUUUUGAAAAGAUUGAGAUAGGUGAUAAGUAAAGUAAGGUUUGAAACAUUUUAAUGGACGAUAAUGGAUUUGACUGGAUGAUCCAUUUUAUGUAAGAUAUUAAUUCUUAAAAAUAUGAUCUUCCCAUAAGUGAAUAUAAAUAAGGCGGCGCUCAUGACGCAUAAAAUGCCUAGGCCCUAGUCCAUCACUUUUUUUCGAUACUUCAUGUCGUUAAUCCUUCUUUUCUAAGUCGUCUAAUAACAGAAUCGUAUAUGGUUUAUAGAUAUCCACGAAAUCUUCUCAACCUUAGCUAGACAAAAGUAGUUGAGUAUAGGUACGUCUGGCACAGAGUGCUAUCAAAUUAUCUCAAAUAGUACUAGAAUAUGUACGUACUUGUAGUGAGUAUCAUACCAGUAUAGUGCCUAUAUUAUUCACUAAUAUAGUAUUCAAAUAAUUUUAUCCGUUGGACACAGGUUAUAGGCGAUAUCAUAUCCCAUUAUUUGUUUAAAUUAUUUCAAUUUUCGAAUUCGAGAAAAAGUUGAAGUUUGUCUAUGGUUUUUUUUUUUUUUGCGAAACAUUUACAGUUUUGUCCAACGUGAUAAUAAGUAUGUAUAGAAUUAGAUAAUAAUGAAUAGGAGGCAGCUACUUUAGAAAUUAAAAUGAUUACACUAUAAACAUCUUGCGGUAUUAAAUUAGAAAAUUAUUGAUAUUAGAUCACAAAACUAAUAGAUAUGAACAAUAGAAUACUCUAAUUUAUUAUAAGAUUAAUUUGAUACGUUUAUAUUGUAGUCGUAGACGUAUUAGUUUUAUCGUAACGAGUAAUAUUACUUUAUAAUAUUUAUUUUGUUAUUUUUAAGAAGAAAUAGAAUUUAGUAGAAAUUAUUGGAAUUUGGAUACACCUUAAAUAUUUAUUUCAGAAGACAUCACCUUACAGAUUCCCAAAAAUCAUUGUAGGUCUAUAGGAAUAUUUUAACGGUUGUUAUUUACCAAAGGUGGUAUUAUUUUGAUGCUAGAAAUGUGAAACAUUUUUAACAAGUUUCAUUCCAUUACUCUAACUCUCAUCAAAUUUAAGUGUUAACUUUUAUUACUUUAACAAAUCAUAUUUAUUAUACAGCAUAAACUGUAAAACGACUGUAAAUAGGAAUCUACUUAUAAAAAUAAAUAUUUAUUCGAAAUAUAAUUAAAGAACUGCUUGUUGUCCAUUUUCUGUAGCUUUAUCUGUAGACGCUUAUUUAAAAAAAGUGAUAUUUAAAAGCAAAUAUGAAAAUAUUGUCCUUAGAUAGGCGUCAAAAUUAUUUUUUCCGAUGCUUUACAAUUUACUAACUUAUAAUUAGUAUUUAUUCCACUUAAUUUGAAG
Molecule: messenger RNA, 4275 nt
Organism: Aricia agestis (brown argus)
Lineage: Eukaryota; Metazoa; Arthropoda; Insecta; Lepidoptera; Lycaenidae
Product: two pore calcium channel protein 1-like
Exons: 18
Coding region: 62-2485 (807 amino acids)
Biological process (GO): monoatomic ion transport; transmembrane transport
Cellular component (GO): lysosomal membrane; endosome membrane
Molecular function (GO): monoatomic ion channel activity; voltage-gated channel activity
Source: RefSeq, a predicted model, not a curated record